This is a messenger RNA of Candidozyma pseudohaemuli, 1596 nucleotides long. RefSeq names its product sulfate adenylyltransferase (gene MET3). Gene Ontology annotation, molecular function: sulfate adenylyltransferase (ATP) activity. NCBI's taxonomy places the organism in Eukaryota, Fungi, Ascomycota, Pichiomycetes, Serinales, Metschnikowiaceae. Gene Ontology annotation, cellular component: cytoplasm. The transcript has a single exon. The record is from RefSeq and is a predicted model, not a curated record. Bases 1 to 1596 code for a protein of 531 amino acids.
AUGCCAAUUCCUCAACCCCAUGGAGGCUCUUUGCAAGAUUUAGUGGUUCGAGAUGAAUCCAUUAAAGAUCUGCUUCUUAAAGCGGCUUUGAGUGGAAACCUCGCUGAGCUUUCUUUAAGUGACAGGCAGCUUUGUGACUUGGAAUUGAUUUUGAACGGAGGAUUCUCCCCAUUGAAAGGAUUCCUCAAUGAAGACGACUAUAACUCUGUUGUAUCAGACAUGAGGUUGACGACUGUUAAGAAUGAAGCAGGUCAAGGAUUGUUAUGGCCUAUGCCCAUCACCCUUGAUGUUUCAGAGGCAGUAUCGAAGACAUUUUCAUUGGGUGACAAGGUGGUUCUUAAAGACCCGCGUGAUAAGCAAGCACUUGCUAUCUUGACAAUUGAGUCAAUUUAUAAGCCAGACAAGGAACGUGAGGCGAAGUCUGUGUUUAGAGGAGAUCCAGAACACCCAGCGGUCGACUAUCUCUACAAUAUCGCCGGUGAUUAUUAUUUGGGUGGGUCAAUCCAGGGCAUAACCUAUCCCAAACACUAUGACUAUACUGAUUUCCGCAAACAUCCCAUUCAAUUGAGAAAAGAAUUUGAGACUCGUGGGUGGAGCGAUCAAAAAAUUGUUGCUUUUCAGACUAGAAACCCAAUGCACAGGGCCCACAGAGAGCUCACAGUUAGAGCCGCCAAGGAUUUAGGUGACAACUCUCAUAUCUUGAUACAUCCCGUGGUAGGCAUGACCAAACCUGGCGACAUCGACCAUCAUACACGUGUCAAAGUGUACCAGCAAAUCUUAAAGAAAUAUCCUGCUGGGCUAGCUACUCUCUCUUUGUUACCGUUAGCAAUGAGAAUGGGUGGCGAUCGCGAGGCCUUGUGGCAUGCCCUUAUCAGAAUGAACUAUGGAGUUGACCAUUUCAUUGUCGGAAGAGACCAUGCAGGUCCCGGAAAAAACUCGAAAGGUGUUGAUUUCUACGGACCUUAUGAUGCUCAAGAGCUCUUGGCUAGUUUGAGUUCGGAGCUCAAUGGCAAAAUCAAGAUUGUCCCUUUCAGAAUGGUAACUUAUCUUCCAGACGAAGACAGAUAUGCCCCCAUUGAUACUAUUGAUACCUCCUCGGUAAAGACAGCUAAUAUUUCCGGCACCGAAUUGAGACAACGUUUAAGAGAUGGUACUGAUAUACCAGAGUGGUUCUCAUACCCAGAGGUUGUGAAGAUCUUGAGAGAUUCCAAUCCCCCACGCUCUCGCCAGGGCUUUGUGGUUGCAAUCGAUACAUCUAAAGGGGGCGAGGAAUCCGGUGAGAUUUUGGCCGCUGCUUUGCAGCUGUCAUUGAAUCAGCACUGUGAAGGAAGGCGAGUUACGAGAUUACCAAGGUCCUUCAGUGAUGCAUUCUUAGUUCAAGAGUUAGUCAAAGCAGGCUCCGCGGUGGUCUUGCAAUCUGACAAAACUUUGGAACCGAUCGUCUCAAACGUCGGACCGGCGAACAGCAUCGUGAUAACUGCUUCUGCUGGUGAGGUAGGUUUCGAAUACAAUGUUGCAGGCAACGAGCCCACAGAUGCAAGUGGAUUGUGUUCUAGAAUUAUUCAACAGUUAAAGUCUGAUGGCUUCCUUAAAUAA